Molecule: messenger RNA, 685 nt
Organism: Girardinichthys multiradiatus
Lineage: Eukaryota; Metazoa; Chordata; Actinopteri; Cyprinodontiformes; Goodeidae
Product: transmembrane protein 272-like
Exons: 4
Coding region: 200-541 (113 amino acids)
Source: RefSeq, a predicted model, not a curated record
AUCUACAGGCCCUCCAGUGGCGGUAACUGUUGGAAUUGUGUGGAAUCUCCAGCUGGCCCCUCCACCACCAAGACCCCCAAGACUGUCAGUUGCAACUGCAGUAUCGUUGACUCUCCUCACAGUGGCUCGAGCCAUCUUCGGCCUGGUGUAUUUCCAGGACUGCCCUCAGAAUCCAAACAUCCCAAAAUAUCUGUUAGGAAUGGCUUUGAUUUCGUCUGUGGCGCUCCUUUGGGAGAAUGAUGUUGCUCGACAACGACAGCAUCCCAGAGGUUUCAAAGCCUGUUUGCAGGGCUUUUUGGCCCUGUUUAUCUUCGCGUGGCUCCUGUUAGGUGACGUGUGGGUUUUUUCUGUCUAUCAGCCAAACUACGACCCCUCAGCUGCCGAUGGCCUUUACUGUAAUAAAACCCUGUACACGUUUGCUUUCUGGAAUGCUGUGUAUGAGACGUUUGGAUUUGGAGUUGUCCUGACCCAAUUAUGCAAAGGAUUGGUGUGCUAUGUGAAUAUGAGUCCAUUAGACACUGAUUUGUACAGGAAUGUCUGAGGGGUUGUAUGACUACUUUAAAGUUACUGUAAGGUUUUAUUCAUAUAAAAACAGUGUGCUUAAGAAAAACAUAUUGUAUAUUGUUGAUUGAUAAAAUCUCUCAUAUUUAUCAUGUUUCUAUACUACCACAGAGACAGUUUCUUC